AUGAAUGGGAGUUUGCGGUUCGGUGUACGGUAUGUCGAGGUAUGAGUCGGCCUGUUCAUCCGUUUUUACCUAAAAUCAAACCUUUGAUUUAUUCCAUAUUUUUACGGCAGAGUGCGGGUGGAUAUUUCCGCGAUCUAUUUUUUUAACUUUGCCUGUUUACCAGCAGACCUGCCGGAGGCAUCUCGUAGUUUUGGGAAACUGCAUUAAUGAAAUAGCUGCGAUAGCAGCAAGCCUUUAUAAAGGCUUGCGGACUUGUAGACCACGCUGAAAGAAGGCGCUUGUUCACUUGAAAAAUUUCCGUGAGCUCACCAUGAUUUUGAGAAAGAGAGGCCCACAACAAUAAUAGCACGCAUAUGCAUGGUGGAACAUGUAUCGGUCAGGAUGCCGGCCUAUGCUUUUCGUACGAAGGUAGCACCAUGACGACAUAAGCUUUGGUGGCUUAUACCGCAAGCCAUGACAAUUUCACCUACCCGUCGUUGUGUUGUCCAACUCCGUUUACACUUUUCCCACUGCGUUAGUAGAAAACCAGCAAUUAUUGGCACAUGAAAUCUUUAUUACGUCUGUAAACGUAUAUCUAUCUCAGGCACCUCUAAGUGACUACAGACUAGGGUUAAACCGUACAAGCAGCAACUACGUUGGGUAAUGUAAAUGUGCGUGUAGGUGGGCAAUUGGGUGGGAAUUUGUCAACUUCCGGUGGCGUUUAGUAGGUGUGUCUUCCGUAAUUUUAUCACUUUACGGUUCACCGGUAGCGUGUUUCUGGGUCACGAUACUUUGCAUUCCACACGAAGAACACCUCUGAACUUAGGAACCAUGUUCGUGAACAGCUUAUUCGUGGAAUUGCGUACCUUCUCGAAGUUGAGGUUGUCUAUCGGCUAAGUCCUCUAGGUUUGGGCGCUGCGAGCGGACAACAGUUACCUUCCGUAGUUGUAAACCGCCGUUGCAUCGCCUUUUCUUUUGCAUGAUCGAUAGCUGCCGGCUCAUUUUCCGUAGACUACUUGUUUAUAUUCGAUUUUAUUUAUGCGCUCACUGAUUACUAUCUACUUGAAUGACUUGCAAUUACCUCGACAACAAUGGUAUUCGCCUUGUGGUUGCAAUUAAUAUAUUUAACUUUAUAAGCUGCCUUUAUCAACACUUAGCUGUGAGAGCGGCAUUGGAUAUGCGAAGAGGUUGCAAAUUUCUGUGGGAACCUAGAAAUAACAUCAGUAUCGCAAGUCAUGAUCGGGCACAUAUUUUUCCGGGUCGGAAUAUUUUAUUGUUGUAAGGGAUGAAUUUUAAGAGGACUUAAUUUCCUUCAACAAGACCUUCAGAAGCUAACAAUAAACACUUUCGUGCGUGUAAGUGAACUACGAAAACAUAUGGCGUUUAACCGACUACUUUUCCCAGUAGGAUAGUUAUAAGUGACCGGGACGGCAGUCACUAUAACUACCUUGCGUAUUCGAAAGGUAGGUGACCGUUUUGACACCGGAAGCACUUAUAAAACAGUGCCAGGUGCAGUUUGGCCUAAAUAUACAUUCCAAUCAGCUCAUUCUGUAUCCAACCAUUGCCAUGCUCUUGGAUCCCUAACUUCAAAGUGUGACACACCCGUUCCACACAGGUAAUGAGUCCGACAUCGAAAAUCAUCGUACUUUCUGGCAAACAGGAAAAAUCUACAUAAGUGCCAUUCUGCGACCCUACAUCCUCUAAAGUAGAAUUAAGACUAGGCCGAUAUACUAUCCAUGCUUGUUGUCACAACCAUCACCGACUACUCUAGAUUCAUCGGGCUCGUUUUGGUGCUUGUACGCUUGAAAGUACUCGGCCAAACACAUUUCCUUGGGCAGAAACGCCCAGACAUCGAACAAUCUCGUUAUGCUCCGUCAGUUAGUGGACACGUUUUCGGGCUUUGCAACUUAGCCGUAUACGACCAGUCAAAGAUCCGAACUUUACAAGCGUGUAAUUUGGCAUAUUAGGCAGCGUUUCAGCUUUUCGAGAAUAACCGCGCCCUGUCAGUAAAGACGACCCUCAUAAAUCAACAAGGAAUUUCAGUCAUAUUGCCUAUGCCGACACUAAAUUUGUGAGCUUACUGAUUCUUGGGACAGCAAGCACCAUAAGGAACAUAGCGGUGUUCACCAUCUCCAACUUUGCACCAUAAUCAUGCCCGACCGGAUCAGAAUUCCAUCUUAUUGCAUGAAUAGUCAUUCCUUACCAGAAAGCACCUCUUACAGGCAUCGGACACUUGCACGAUCACGGCUCGAGCAUCUGGUUACAUUACUUUCGGUGCUUUAACUCAUGGUUUUGGGCCAAAGGGAUUAAUCCGUUUAUGGCCAAAUGCAACUGUUAGCGGUCAGACUUACUUUCUUUGCUUUCCGCUUUAAAAUAUUAGGUCACACGCCGAAAAUGCUUAUAGAAGCAAUGCUGUGACAGAAAAUUUUUCGCACCCAGCCACGUGGGUGGACGUUCUGCCAGUUAAACUUGGGCCUUUUGCCCGCAUCGCACAAAUUUACAUCCAUUCUGCGGGAGAACGACUGAAGGUCAUGGGGUUUGAGGUCGCGAUUGUCGAUUCGCGAUUUCCAGCCGUAUAUGCGAUGUGACCCCGACAAAAUCAGUAACUUAAAGGAGACUUCGUCCGUUGCCAGUCGCCCAGCACACCAAGAAAUCGCUUCGUUUGAUAAUUUUAUGAUGGAAGUAUCCCCACUUAAAACACUUACAGACGCAGAAUCGUUUGCUGCUGGUUGUGGUCAAACCGCCGAUUCUGCGAACUUGCGCCAUGUGGUCUACUUCUGAGCUAUCACAACCACGCAUUUCUCUCUUCCAGAUUUUGGUCCGAAAAUAUAAUAAUUAAGUGUGCGUGCCUAAAUGUGUCGACGCCCUACUUUGAGUCUUUUCGGCGCACACCAUUUCUUGAUUAAGAAUGUCCUACGGAGACGUCGACUUAAAACGUAACCUUGCUUUUUUACAGCAUUCGUCCUAGUCUUAUCGCGCCUGCUACUUUUUUGUUGUCCGAAGUUCUUCAGUGUGUUUUCGGCCUCAUUACUAGUCAUGUGCGCGUUCGCUAAACUGAUUAUCGAAUCCGACAGUGGAACCAAGUGGAAUUCGCACAACUGUCUUCCUUUAGUUACACGUUUUUUUACAACUUACAGCUUGUCCUCAAAGUUCCUCUUUCUUCUUACAGAUGGGCCAAUUGCUGUCGUAUACCCUGACACCCGAUAACCCGUUCCCGCGCUCACGGCAGGACUCAACUCUUGCUAAUUUCUGUAGCGUCAUUCGUCGAAAUGUCAGCAGAAGUAUUGCAGGUUUGUGUGAGCCACGCAUCCACGCGUAAACUCACCUUUUUCGCUUUCCCUAGAUUCCUCAGGGACUCCAGAGAAAGAUGCCAAAUCCCUCAACUUGGCUCAUCUGCCUCCGGAGUUGGCCUUCGACAUUUUGUCCUACUUAAAUGCCACUGACCUCUACCUGGCCGCAUGCGUCUGGUGGAAUUUGGCCUCUGAUGAAGUUCUUUGGCAGGGGUAGGCUCUCGUUUUAAAAAGAGCAGGCCUAACACUACUGGCACAGGCUUUGUCGUGCAACGUGGCCCUACUGUUCAGCUUACAAAACAUGGACAGAGCAACCGAAUUUCUCCUUCCGCAUUCUCUUUUUGCGUCUAGAUGAGGCCCGACUUACCUUCAACAUAGAUGCCUUCGAGGUAGGAGACAUGUGAAGGGAAACAUAUUCCUUAUUUUUGUGCAGGGUAUUAAGUACUUACAGAAAUACGAGAUUUUGAGCGACGAAACGGACGACUUGGCAAUGUUUUUGCAUUCCGCUCCGGGGCUGGAUCCAGUUCAGAAGCGACGAUUCCUGGAGACAAGGUAAUUUUUGUGACAUUUUAAGUCUUCCUACUUUCGUUGUCUACACUACACGCAUACGCACUCAUGGUUUGUAGAUAAUGUCUAACUUGUAUGUUAUUUGCGCCAUUGAUUAUGAAAAUCAAACAUUUGAUUGACCUCGCCCCUUGCUUUUCAAAGUCAAUCCGACCGGAGGUGAGUGGCUACCGUAUCAUAAGGUGAGUGUCAAAGGCGUUCCACACAUUGACCAGCAUCCGACGCAUGCGAGAAGUGCCUUAAGAAGCAAGUAUUGCAUUCCGACCCCCGUGUCGAGGAAGAGACGCUAUCUCGUUAGCUGGAAGCUGUCCAAGCAACAACUUUAAGGGCAUCCUAGUGGUUCUACACUCGCCAGUUCUGUUGUAUGAGGAUAUGUGACUAAUUGCCAUAAUUGCACCUCAGUAAUGGGGCUUAGGCUCACACCUCUCCAAUGCAUCAGUGGGCGUCGGGGUCUCCGACCGAUUGGGGAUAAAUAUAUGCGCACUGGACUACUAGCGACCCGAUGUGCUUGGCUUCCUAAGGCAAACAAGCCUCGAAUAGAGUCAUGAGAUUCAUUAACAGGCCACUACCUACUAAACCUUAAGGUGACCACUGGGUGAUCAGCUGAAAUCUGGACCUGACCCACUCUUGAUACGAAUGAAGAAGAGGGUGCUUUUCCCGCGGAUACCGCUGUGUGGUCAGUCGCAUCGGUUACGCCUAUUCGAAUGUGAGCCGUCGCAUACUCGGCGCUGAAGCCAUCUCCAAUUAUGGAUUUAAUGUCACUUAUCCUCCUCUAGAAAGCCCUGUCAACUGUGGCUGAUUAUUUUGCUGUAAGUUGGGUCUUUCCUGGAGGUGUUUACUGUCAGAUAGGAUAUAACUAGACUUGUCGAGGGUCUGGGCGGUGUUUCGUGUCUCUUCAUCCACUCAUGGCGAAUAUGCGUCCUAUUGCGAUGUCAUCUUCUACAGGCAUGGUAUUAAUAGGAGCACCAACGAAUGCAAGGUGGACUGGAAUGGAUCUUCCCGGUUUGCUAACUUUUGUCCGUUAACCAUACCAUAAUCCAGGUCCAGAUUACGCGGGUCGCUGCGCAUUAAGCGAAACACCCUGCCAUUGAGUCACGGGCCCGUAGUCUUGUUAUGAUCGGGAAUAUUAAUUUACACAGCAGAGGACCUGGGGCUCGAAUUCCUCUUCUUUGGUCACUAGGCGUUAUUAAGUCCUGCCCAAUUGAGCCACGGGCCAACUGUCCUGUCGGUUGCGAUCGAGAGUAUUAACCAUGGUGGGAGGACGUUCGCCGAACAGGUUACGGGACAUGCUUUUCCUGUUGCGCCUUGGGGCUCGAUCUAGAGGCCUCUCAGGCAGUCGCAUAGAAACCUGCAAUGACGACAAAGACAAGGGGUUCGGGGUGGUCAUUUCUGGCUCAUAUUUGCCGUUGUCAGCCAGCCAUACUCCGACAUCAGAUUUAAAUAGCUUGGAACUGCCCGAGAUGAAGACUAUCACCAGAUUUAAAUGACAAAUUCCGUGCGUUUAAAUAAACAGAGCCAUAGUCAAGGUGACUUUUAGCAGAAAUAAAAGGACUUAUGCCUUCUUUUGUUACACAGACCGGAUGUGCUAGCGGGCCUGAUUCGAAUCAAAAACUUCCAUCAGCAAUUCCUUCCAAAUGCUCUGCGUGCCCUCUUGACCGAAAUACCCACUCCUGAGAAGAAUGCCUCCAACUUCAUGGCUCAGAUAAUCCAGGUCUUCUCGGAACACUUUGUUCGGUGUAAUCCGAGCAUCGGACUUCCCCCUGGUUAGUGAUUUGCUUUCUCCACUACCACUUUUCCUUCCUCACUCUUGCUGUCUUUGGUCACCCCCUCCGCCCUCGGGGCCAUCAAUACUUACUUGGACUUGAUACGGCCGCGAUCAUGCCUGAUCUAGCCGACCUCGAUGAUGUCACGGACUGUACCUCUCCACGCGUGACGAUCCGCGGCAGCAGAUCUGGACAGCUCAACCCAUUCUCUUCGCCAACGACGGAGACCGAAUACCGAAGGUCUAAGAACCACCUCCAUGUCUUGACGAAUUGUGUCGAGCCAAGUUUUGAACUGACCCCCUCAUCGACGCCUCCAAUGGGGCAACGGUGCCGGAUCGAGGGCAGUAACACUGAGCUCCUGUGAUGGACGACGAAGAACAUGCCCAAGCCAUCUCAGCUGUCUUUCUUGGAUGGCCGAGUUAUCCUUGCGAUGUUGUCGCAGCGAGCGCGGACUGUCUCAUUUGAGAGGAAGUCGGUGAACUCCACUUGAAGGAUGGUCCUCAAGCAGUGGUGAUCAAAUACCUCCAGUUUUCGCCCGUACUCCACGCGCGAAGCCCAGCAUUCACAACUGUAGAGAAGGACAGACCGGACGGAUGCGCGGUACACGCGAAUCUUAGUGGCGGUGGGGAGGUUACGUCGGUUCCACAGGCAUUUCCGAAAGCCUGAGAAAACCCGGCAGGCAACAUCAAUUCGGAAGACAAUUCCUCCUUACUCUGUCCAUUAGGCAGAAGCCUAGCUCCGAGGUAUUUAAUACUGUCUACUUCUUCAUUUUGACGGCCAUCAAUCCCGCCAGAUGCAUUCUCCUGGUCAGGGAUGCAGCUUGAAAACGCUUUAGUCUUCCCAGCGUUUAUGGAUAAACCGACCGAUUUAGCGACCUCGUUCAGCCGUGACACCAUAGACUGCAGAUCAGUCAGUCAGUGUAUUUGAGGGAAAUAGGCUUACGCCGUUGAACUGCCUAUUUGUACAUAAAAAUCGAUGAAUAAGCAAAAUGUGAAAAAAUUACAGCACUAAGUGAAUGCAGACAUUGAUUCACAUAUGUUACUGGUCUCAUGGCUAAAAAGUCACAUAGUCCGCUUGUUGCUGCAGCAUAUGUCUGUCAAGCCGACAUUUAAAUGUCGCCACAGAUUGAGACACGACAACCGUCUCGGGCAGAUUAUUCCACGGUUCCACGACACGGUUGGAGAAGAAAUAUUUUCUCACAUUCAAUCUACCCUGGGGCACACGUAGUUUGAAGGGAUGUUCCCGGAGGUAAGUUGUAGUGGCGAGCUGGAAAAAGUCGUCACACCGAAGGGCACAGUCCAGGCCACGCACUAUACGGAAAGUUUGUAUCAAGUCUCCGCGCAACUGCCUAUAACCCAGAGGAUAGAGAUUAAGGUUAGUUAGGCGGAUCUCGUAUUUCAGCGCACCUUUACCUCUUACUAAUUUUGUUGCUCGCCUCUGCACCCUUUCGAGCAGAUUGUAAUCCUGAUGCGUGCAUGGUCUCCAGGCCUGAAUAGCAUAUUCGAGAUGCGGCCUUACAAACGUGCCGAAGACUUUGGAGAAGCAGUCUUCAUCGAAAACUGCGAAUGUCCGCUUGAUGGCAUAUAGCAUUGAAGUUGCGGCCUUGGCCGCCUUACAACAUUGUGUAGAAGGCUUUAGGCUGUCUGCAACCCAGACUCCGAGAUCUUUCUGCGUUUCUGCUUCUCGAAGUGGCAUUCCGUUCAGAUGGUAUUGCCGCGUACUAGGGGUCUGAUUUCCGAGGCGCAGUAUGGUACAUUUGUUCAAAUUGAGGGACAAGAGCCAUCUGCGGGACCACUCGUCCAAUCGACAAAGAGUUUCUUGGAAGUUGGUCUCAUCGGCAGCAUUCUGGAUGACUUUCCAGAUUUUUAUGUCAUCCGCAAACAUGGCACAAUCACAGUCCAACCCAUCUACACAAUCAUUGAUGAACAAGAGAAAGAGGGUUGGUCCGAUCACCGAGCUUUGUGGGACUCCACUCUCUAUGAAUGUGCGCCUUGAUUGCCGUUUUUCUACGCAGACAAUUUGGAAGCGACCGACGAGGAAAUUAUCGAUCCAUUUGAGAAGUUUGCCGCCGAUGCCCAUUAUUCUCAACUUGUGCAGGAGACGCUGGUGCAGAACACUGUCGAACGCCUUCCGGAAAUCAAUAUAGGCCACAUGCACAGGGUGUUUUGCGUCCAGUGCUCUUGUCCAACUUUGCAUUGUAUAUAGCAAGUUCGUUACACAUGAUCUUCCCCUACGGAAACCAUAUUGUGCUUUGGACAAGAGGUUGUGGCUUUCCAGAUAAACCAUCAACUCCUUUUUUAUGGUUUUCUCCAUCACUUUGCAGCAGAUUGAUGUCAGACUGAGAUCAUCAAAACUUGUAGCAAGUAAGACGAUAUCAUCGGCAUAGUCGAGAUCAGUCAGUCGGUAUCCGGGUGCAAACUCAACGCCUUCACCUUCGUGUAGGGCCCUCCCGAAAAUCCAGUAAAUAGCGUAGUUGAACAGAAUGGGUGACAGGAUACAACCCUGAUCAGAGACAUCAUCAGAGACAGUGGCAGAAAAGGGUGACUCGUGCACAGGAAAUCGCAGUAUUUAUAGGAUGCAGUCGCUAUGCUACCGCAUACCUAUAGCAAUUAACCGCCCUCCCCUUCAUCAAGGAUGGCUGCCCGCUGGUGCGCUAAUUGCUUGAUGGCCGGCAUGACAGUUGUUAAUUGCCGAAAUGUCAUCACCCGGGUUAGAUGCUGGCGUGAUGAUUGCCCGGUCAUCUGGCUCACCGGCUUACGCGCUCCCCGAGUGGUCAAUUACCUUGGCCAGCCUAUGCCUCAGCACGGAAUAUGGAGUGGGGAUAUCGGUGCACUUGUUGGUAGACUGAGGUCCCGUGAACCAUGACUCAAGCAACUCGCGGCUCACGCGAUUAUCCCCUCGCGCGAGAAUUUCGGCCUCAUCGAACUGGAAUGUGUGGCUGGGUCUCGUCGAAUGGGCCGCGACUUGAGAGAUGGCGUCAUUUCUCCGUACCCCUGCCACGUGUUCGGCAAUUCGCGUUCGGAGCAGUCUUCCAGUUUCUCCGACGUAGUUGCUUUGUCCGCAACUGCACCAGAUCCGGUAAACGACUCCAGUUGUUUCUUGCCGUGGCAGUGGGUCUUUUGGUCUCAUCACCUGACGCCUUAUGGUGGCCUCCGGUCUGUGUGCCACUCCAACCCCAAGUGGUGCAAGAAGGCGGCUAACGGCCUCGGAGACGUUCUUGAUGUGCACGAGUCACCCUUUCCUGCUAUUGUCUCUGAUGAUGGAUUCAAGUGAGAAUCCGAAGCGUCAGGCGAAUAAAGUCCUUGUUCCAGCGAUCGCUUCUUCUUCUGAUCAACUAGUUCCUGGAACUCGCAUCUUCUCUUGUAUCGGCAAGGAUACAAUCCUGUCGAACGCCAGACCGAAUACCGGACGGUUGGGUAAGAUUGUUGCGGUCAUAAAUGAUUGCGCCUAGACAGAUCCCUACCUCCCUUCUGCGGAAGGUUUCAUCCGAAUUCCAAUAAGUCACUGUAGACGAGCAGUCGUUUUCAGUCUAUCCCUCCAUGACCUUUCUGUCUUCUUCUUCCUCCCCCCGCCCAGAUGCCGUCUACAUCAUCUGCUUCUCUCUGAUUAUGCUCUCGCUGGACUUCUCCUGCCCCCAGAUAAAGAACAAAAUGUCUAAACGGGAGUUUAUCCGCAAUACGCGACGCGCUGCGCUGCAGGCCUCCUGUGAUGAGUUUUUGGGCAGCCUGUACGACAAUGUCUACCUGGAGGGCGUCAUUGCGAAGCCAUCAGCCGCACCUACUCGCUCCAGGCGCUCCAAGUCUUCACCCACUCACCGUUUCCCCAGUCCGCACCGACCAUUUUACGUGUUUCGAUGA
Spirometra erinaceieuropaei is the source of this 9453-nucleotide messenger RNA. NCBI's taxonomy places the organism in Eukaryota, Metazoa, Platyhelminthes, Cestoda, Diphyllobothriidea, Diphyllobothriidae. The record is from the annotation of a GenBank genome assembly.